AUGCAGGGCUUCUCCCGGGAGAACUGCGAGGUGAAGGUGUUCGACCUGCGAGCUUCGCUGAGCGAGCUGCACUCGCUCCCUUGUGCUGACCAGACGAUCGAGGCGCUGCGUCAGGUGAGUGGCGAUCGCUGCCUGACAGCCAGCAAGGAUGGCCAUAUCCGAGCCGUGUCCCUUCCGGCGCCCAAGGUUCUGCUUGAGCGUCGCAGCACCAAAAUCGGAGCUGCCGGCUACACCGCGUUGGGUGUGUCCGCGUCGGGAACGGCACUCUGUGCAUGGGUCGGGCCUGAGGGCGUUGGCUUGGAGUUGCUAGCCUGGGACGAUCUGCGCCUCGAACACCAGCCACAAGUGCUGGCCACCACAUGA
Messenger RNA from Symbiodinium natans, 363 nucleotides. The record is from the annotation of a GenBank genome assembly. NCBI's taxonomy places the organism in Eukaryota, Dinophyceae, Suessiales, Symbiodiniaceae.